CAGGAAUUAUGCCGGGUCAGUGGCGACUGGAGUCGGACCCUGGAUUCAACACCUAUAAGAAGAUCACACACAUCGGAUAAUUCACAGUUGACCUCUCCCAGCUUUCAAAACAAGCAGCACUCAGCCCCAGCUUCUUUCAAGCUCGGCUGAGCUCGCUGCUUCACAGCACGAUAAAUUUUAGAUUAGAUUCAAUUUUUGACGACGAAGAUGGCGUCCUCAAUCUACCUUUUCAUGGGACUGGCAAUUUUGUACGCUGCCACGGCAGACGCGCAGCUAUCUCAGAGCUUCUACGCAAAGAGCUGUCCCGGUGGUGUGCAAGCUGUUGCCAACGUGGUCAGCGCAGCUGUUCGCAGUGAUAGAAGAAAUGCCGCCGGCCUUCUCCGAUUGCAUUUCCAUGAUUGUUUUGUCAAUGGAUGCGACGGAUCGGUGCUACUGUCUUCGACGCCUGGUAAUCAGGCAGAAAAGGAUGCACCACCAAACCUCUCACUCCAAGGAUUUGGAAUCAUCGAUCAAGCGAAGGCGGCAAUAGAGAGAACUUGUCCCGGUGUUUUCUCGUGUUCCGAUAUCCUGGCUCUAGCAGCAAGAGAUGCCAUCGCCACUAUUGGAGGACCAAGCUGGUCGGUUCCCCUCGGUCGAAGGGAUGGAACGAUUUCGCGCGCAAGUGCCGCGUCCAGCAAUCUUCCGGGUGACGGGUUCAGCUUCAGGCAGCUUCUUCAGAACUUCAACAGCAAGGGCCUCAGCCAAUCGGACUUGAUCGUCCUUUCAGGUGCCCACACUAUCGGACUUACCCACUGCAGCAAGGUCACUCCCCGCAUCUAUAAUUUUCGGGGAAGCGCGAGUGGUGCCGACCCUUAUCUCAACACCACUUACGUCAGGGAGAAGAGAGGAGUGUGUCCCAACUCCGCCAGCAGCGCCAACAAAUUCGUCGCACUGGAUUCAAGCAAGGGAGGCCAGACCUUUGACAUCAACUACUUCACUAACGUUCUGGAUCACAAAGCCAUCUUCAAGUCGGACGAUGCUCUCAUCUCCACAAGCAGCGGUUUGAAGCAAGUGCUGGAUCUUGUUCGAUCCCCGAGCUCGAAGUUUUUCAGCCAAUUCGGGCUGGCUAUGCAGAAGAUGGGAAGGAUACAGGUUCUGACCGGAUCUCAGGGAGAGAUUCGCAAAGUCUGCUCCAAGAAGAACUAGAGCAUAAGCUGAUAAUUGUUUCUUUGAGUUGUAAAAUUGUUUUAGUGGACUCAGACUAGACUCUUCGUUGUCAAAUCACUUACGAUUGUAGAUGCUGAAACGUAUAACAUCCCAAUUUUCUUGGUGCACCUGGUCAUUCAGGACCUCGUGCUUCAAGACUUCAUGAAUGGGAGCGAGCUCUAAGCUAGCCAUUUGGUGAAGUCUUACUAGCCAACAUGGUGAGCUUUACUACUGAGCCGCAAUCGAAACUAUUGAUGUGGAGGAAGUUUGGUCCCAAUUCGAGAGAGCUCGAAGCUAGCUAGCAAGUUUUACUAGUUCUCUAGAGUUGUUAGGAAGAGUAAAAAUGAACACUGUAUUGGUCUUACACAACAUUCUUCAAGACCUUGGGAAGAAGAUUUGCUGAGCUAAUGAUGUAGCACGUCGACAUUCCUGAAGGCACCAUUCUUUGCUUCGAUUGCUUUUUGAGAUCGAAGCCCACAAUUGAUACCUUCAUUGGGUGCUUUCAUGCACAUAAUAAAACGAGUUCCGGCUUUCGCUAUGAAUUCUUACAUGUGCAGGAU
Messenger RNA from Marchantia polymorpha subsp. ruderalis, 1745 nucleotides. Lineage: Eukaryota; Viridiplantae; Streptophyta; Marchantiopsida; Marchantiales; Marchantiaceae. The record is from the annotation of a GenBank genome assembly.